UUCAUAUCUUAAACCUCAAGUCUUGAGGAAUAAAAAUUAGAAUUUUUCUACCAUACAUCUGAAUUCAACACUGCCAUGGUUCUCCAUCUUAUCUGCAUCUCCUUUUCUUUGAUCUUUGCGCGUAUUCUGCGUGGCUUUUAAUCUUUCAAGUGAUUCAAAAUAGAAUGAAAAGUAGAUACUCCUUCUGAUGCUUGCCAGGAAAAUGAACAGCGAAUUCAGAAGUUUGUAUAUCUGCUAGCUAUUCUUGUUGGGAUUGUAGAUUACUUCGUUUGUAAAUGAACACUCAGAAGAUUGAUUGCCAAGAACAUUUAGAGCAGAACCUUGGAUUCAGUAGGGUCUGCAAUUUUGAAUAUGUUAAUCAUGAUGGAUUUCAACAGCCUUGGAACAUGGGAAUCCGGAUUCAGGCACCUGCCACGGAGGGAGGGUUACAGCAGGAAAACCCAGGAGCCGCUAAAACAUCCAAUACAAUUAUGAGUGGUUUUCUGUCUCCAGCGUCUGCUUUUUAUGCAACUGAAAGAUGCAUGGGGUUUUCCGAGUACGGGUCUCAAGGGGAUAGAUCUUCUUACACCUCCCAAUACAACAAGAGCUGCAAUUCUCAGUUACCUUCAUUUCAUGCUUCAGGGGAUAACUUUUCCAUUGAAUCUGUUGCUCAAGAUGAAACCAACUAUGAGCUGAGAAAUACAUUUGAGUCACUAGUAAAGUCCCAAAUUUAUUGCAAUCAGUACCAGAAGUCCUCUGAAAAGUCCUAUAAGAUUCCAUGCAGCAAUUCACAAGGGAGCCAGGUUUCCCCUCAUGAUCAAACUAACUUUCUUGGAAACAAUGCUGUCACUGUUGGGAGUCACUAUUCGGUUCCUUUCCGAGUAAAUCAGGAUCAAAGAGCUUACUGCAACUCAUAUCGCUCUCCGCUUGCACAAGUAAGCAUCUUUCAGCAAGGGAAGCAGUCUUCAAAUUGUUCUUCUGGAACCUUUUCUGUUUCUUCUGGCAACUCUGUUUCGACGGGGGCAGCACUUGCUAGUAAAACCAGAAUAAGGUGGACACAGGAUCUUCAUGACAAGUUUGUGGAGUGUGUCAAACGCCUUGGCGGCGCUGAGAAGGCAACUCCAAAGGCAAUUCUCAAACUGAUGGAUACAGAAGGAUUGACCAUCUUUCAUGUCAAAAGCCAUUUGCAGAAAUAUCGUAUCGCAAAAUACAUGCCAGACUCUGCUGAAGGCAAAUCAGAUAAAAGAAGUAGUACAAAUGAUGUAACUCAACUGGAUGUCAAAACUGGGUUGCACCUCACAGAGGCAUUGCAGCUUCAGUUAGAUGUGCAGAGGCGUCUUCAUGAACAAUUAGAGAUUCAGCGAAAUUUACAGUUGCGAAUUGAAGAACAAGGAAGGCAGCUUAAGAUGAUGAUUGAUCAGCAACAAAAAACAAACGAAAGCCUCCUAAAAAAACAAGAUUUGGACAUCACACCCUUUGAUCAUGAUCCAUCAUUUAGCCUCGAAGACGUGGAGGUCUCUAUUGCAGAAAGUUCAGGAAAUGCUCACUUCCCAUCCAAGAUAAGUUAGACCAUCUCCAAAGUUCAUGUCAGAGAAGGCCGUGUACAAAAAUACAAGCCUUCAUGGCAUGUCAAACAAAUUAAGCCCACCACUUCCUUUCUGCAGAAUCCAGAGCAAGAUUGUAAAACAAAUGAAUGCAACUAAAACAUACAAAUUCAAAAGAGUUUCACUCAUGAAUCGUGCCUUGAAGAGCUUGAACAUGCUUUUGUGUAUUCAACUAUUUGUGCACAUCAAGCUCGUACAGAGAACUAUGAGAAUUUUAAGUGCCAUAGGGUAGGCCAUGGAAUUCUUUUUUGCUUCUUCUUUGUAUUAGCUUGCUUUCAGUCAAUUCAAUACCUUUUAUGUGAGAAAGUUAG
This is a messenger RNA of Theobroma umbraticum, 1894 nucleotides long. Its product is annotated as myb-like HTH transcriptional regulator family protein. The record is from RefSeq and is a predicted model, not a curated record. Gene Ontology annotation, molecular function: DNA-binding transcription factor activity; DNA binding. Lineage: Eukaryota; Viridiplantae; Streptophyta; Magnoliopsida; Malvales; Malvaceae.